AUGACCAAUUCGAGCAUGACGGACGAGGCCGCAUUGAGUGAUCCGGCCACAACCUAUCGAACUUUGUACCGCAAAAGACAAUCGCCCAGUAGCAGUGGGACCGGCGCUAUGAACGAGGCACCACGAAACGGGAUGCGAAAGUAUUGCAGACAUGAAACACUCACAUUGCGUGCUCUCAUGGCUGGCAAAGUAAGUUCCAAACGAUUGUUCUCAUUCGGAUCCAUUCACUCAUCUUCUGCGAGAUUCACAAAUGUGUUCAUCUUAGUUCGGUUUUGCACACGGUGUUGA
Echinostoma caproni is the source of this 288-nucleotide messenger RNA. NCBI's taxonomy places the organism in Eukaryota, Metazoa, Platyhelminthes, Trematoda, Plagiorchiida, Echinostomatidae. The record is from the annotation of a GenBank genome assembly.